Molecule: messenger RNA, 573 nt
Organism: Spinacia oleracea (spinach)
Lineage: Eukaryota; Viridiplantae; Streptophyta; Magnoliopsida; Caryophyllales; Amaranthaceae
Exons: 1
Coding region: 1-573 (190 amino acids)
Source: RefSeq, a predicted model, not a curated record
AUGUAUAGUGUGUUUAAACCCCUAUUGAGGAAGUGUGUUUUAGUUUUCUUUGAUGACAUCUUCGUCUAUAGUAGAACUGAAGAUGAGCACUGGGCACAUUUGAGACAAGUUUUUGAAUUAAUGAGGUUGCAUAAGAUGUUUGCUAAAGCCAGCAAGUGUAGCUUUGCCAUAGAUAAGGUGGAAUACUUGGGUCAUUUCAUUUCUGCUAAGGGAGUUGAAACAGAUCCAAACAAAAUUGCUACUGUUGAGAGCUGGCCUGUGCCUAAAACAGUUAAAGAAUUGAGAAGCUUCCUUGGUUUGGCAGGAUAUUACAGGAAAUUUGUGAAACAUUAUUCCUUAAUAAGUAAACCACUGACUGAUCUAUUGAAAAAGGGAGCCUUUGCUUGGUCAGAUGAAAUUCAUUCUGCCUUUACAUCUUUGAAACAAGCUCUGGUAUCUGCUCCUGUGUUAGCUGUACCAGAUUUUUCUAAGGGUUUUGUUGUGGAAACAGAUGCAUCUAAGACUGGAAUUGGGGUUGUGUUAAUGCAGGAGAAUCACCCCUUAGCUUAUAUUAGCAGAACUCUUUGGACCUAA